Messenger RNA from Panonychus citri (citrus red mite), 1680 nucleotides. Its product is annotated as cysteine and glycine-rich protein 1-like. Lineage: Eukaryota; Metazoa; Arthropoda; Arachnida; Trombidiformes; Tetranychidae. Gene Ontology annotation, cellular component: cytoplasm; nucleus; Z disc. The record is from RefSeq and is a predicted model, not a curated record. The coding region runs from base 160 to 984 and encodes 274 amino acids. Gene Ontology annotation, molecular function: structural constituent of muscle; actinin binding. The transcript has 6 exons. Gene Ontology annotation, biological process: sarcomere organization; muscle tissue development.
UUUUCAAUUCUCAACAGUUAACAAUUUAAUCUUGUCAUUUAAGUUUGAAGAUUUCCGACAUAUUGGACUUUUUCUUUACACAUUUUUCUCCACAGUGAUUAUCAAUUGUUUUCUAUUUCUAUUCUUAAUUAAUUGUCAUCUCAUCUAAUUGUCAUCAUCAUGCCUGGAAUUUGUCACCGUUGUGAGAAAACUGUUUACUUUAAUGAGGAGCGAAUGGCUAUUGGUAAAUCUUUCCAUAAGACAUGUUUCGUUUGUGCAAACAAGGGUUGUGGCCGUCGACUUGAUAGCGGUAACUUGACUGAACAUAAUGCUGAUGUUUACUGUCGAUCUUGUUAUGGAAAAUUAUUUGGACCUAAAGGUUAUGGUUAUGGACUUGGUGCUGGUGUUAUGAACACUGAAGGUGGAUCAGCUAAGAUUGUAAAUGCACCAACAGUUAAACCAAUUGGAGAAACGGUUGUUGUUAAAACUUCAUCUUCAAUUUCAUCAUCAGCAUCACCAUCUCCAGUGAACUCUGUCUCCUCUACCCCAUCACCCCAGCCACCUUCAUCUCUUGGAGCAAGUUCUAAUUCAACACCAGUUUCUUCAGGAACCUGCAGCCCAACAUCUGAUGAGGCUAUUUCACUUGAAUCUGAUAAAUGUGAAACUUCAUUAUCACCUAACGGUUCCACUUUGGCCUCAGAUGAUUCAACAACUAAUGUUACCCCACCACCACUACCAAACACCACUGCUACCAUCAUUACUACCCCAAUCACAUUUACUGUACUUCAAGGGCAUAAAUUAAUACUCUUGUUGAUAAUAGUAAAUAGUUUUAAUAGGGCUUGGCAUAAAACGAGUUGCUUUAAUUGUAAGGAGUGUCACAAACGUCUGGAAUCAACAACUCUUUGUGAAAAAGAACAUGAAAUUUACUGUAAAACUUGUUACCGUAAAAACUGGGGACCCAAAGGUUAUGGAUAUGGAGUUACUGCCUUACAAUCCUGCAAAUGAUUUUCUUAACAAUCAACUAAUUGCUCAGAUUAACUCUACCUUUGGCUUGUUCUGGCUCGAUGUUCAAUAAGGAUCAUCCAAAUUGAUUCAAUUCUUAUCACUUAUAUUUUUAUCAAAUAACCCGUUUUCUUAGGACAAGGUGAACCUCAAAUACAACAAUUAACUUUUAAUCGUUGAUAUUUUAAUUUUAUUAAUUGUUUGCAAAUUGCAAGACAAUAACCAUAGUAUUGACCACAAUUCAAUUUUAUCGCAAGUAAAUUGAGAGUCAAUCUCCACAAUCAACCUUGGAAUUGGAUAAUUAUUAAAUUAUUUAAUCUGAUUGAAUUUAUUGAUUAUUAUUAUAUUAUUAUUAUUAUUAUACUUUUUUUUGUUUCUAUCUCACUGAUUAAUUUCAGGUUCCUUAACUUUAAUUGUGAUUCCUUAAUUAUUACCAUCAAUUAUGUAAACCUUGAUUCCCAAAUUUUUUUUUACUCACCAUUCAAUCACAAUCAAAUCUUGACCAAUGUGUAUUUUAAAUUAUCUUUUAUUACUCUAAUCAAAUUUAACUAACCACAAUCAACUAAAUCUUUCACCAUUUGGCCCCAAAUUUACAGUAUCUUUUAAUUGUUUCAAUCUAAUAAUAUUGAUGAACACAAUUAAGCUUGAUAACAAUGGAAAUAUAUAAAUUUGUAUACAAUAAAUUUUAUAUAUUUCUAA